This is a messenger RNA of Debaryomyces hansenii CBS767, 636 nucleotides long. RefSeq names its product DEHA2C15422p. The transcript has a single exon. Bases 1 to 636 code for a protein of 211 amino acids. The record is from RefSeq and is a predicted model, not a curated record. NCBI's taxonomy places the organism in Eukaryota, Fungi, Ascomycota, Pichiomycetes, Serinales, Debaryomycetaceae.
AUGGUUAUGGAUCAGUUUAGAAUUUAUAUCUUCGAUAAAAGUCACAAAUAUGUUGUAGAAGAAUGGCCAGAGUUUGACAAUUUCUUAGAAGACGAAGUAGAUUACAUUCAAGUACGUGAUGUGAACGAACUAAAAGAGGAUCUUUUGAACAGGAAAUUUCAGACCACAGGCAGAGGAGAAUACGGUAUAAUGUUAGCACGAAACAAGUGUGAAGUGCAUAACUUUUAUUAUGGAUUUGAUAAUUGUUAUAUCGAAGACGAAUAUUCAGUAGGAUUUCUACUGCUUCACACUAUAGGUCAUGGUUUAAUUUUACAUCGUAUAAGAGACAGAAAACACAAAGAGUGGCUGGAGAUCUGUCCAAGUGAAAACUAUAACACAGUAAGAAUAUAUACAUACAAUAACCAAAGGCUAAAUAUCGAGUCUACAAAGAUAAGAUACAUAGAUGUAAGCAAUGAAGACGAUAUAAAAAAGGACUUAUUGCACAAAGGAUUCGAGUUGAGCAUUUCUAUGAUAUUAGGAGAGGAUAUUAAGAUUAAAGAUAUAUCGGAGGGUUACAAGACUUAUAAGGUGAUCACCGAAAAGGAAAUUGAAGACAGGAUGGAAGAUAUUAUGUCGGAACUGUACGACGUUUUGUAG